AUGGCGGCGGAUAGUACACGAUAUGACAAAGAUUUCGAGAAUCUUGAAAAGUUCUCUCGAUAUUUGAAACAGAGAUGGAGAGUAUCGCUCGCUGAAGUUGCAUUUGUCCUUUCCUUUGCCCUCAAUUUUGCUGUAGGCAAAUUACUACAUCUAUACUCAGAGCAAUCAGAGGUUUACAAUUACUACAACGACAAAGGCAACGUAUUCAACCAAUUAUUCGUUAAGAAGGGAUGGGCCUGGACUACGCUUGUUGUCAUUUUCUUCUACGCGGUGAUAUUCCUGAGAAGAAGGAAGGAACUUGGUCCAAAGACUGUAAUACUGGCUAUCGUCAGAUACCUAGUGGCAACCUUCUGGUGGACAUUGUUUACACAAUGGUGCUUUGGGUUACCGAUAAUGGACAGAGUGUUUGUCUAUACUGGAGGAAAAUGUGUGGCACCUGAUAGCAAGCACUGGGGCCAUUUGUUUGAAGAGGUAGACGGCUUAUUCCAUUCUCAAAGAAUCUCGUCGUUUGCUUGCCGAGCCAUCCAAGGAAAAUGGGAAGGUGGACAUGAUCCUCUGGGGCAUGUGUUUUUGCUAGUCCAUUCUUCUUUGUAUCUCUUUUUCGAGAUAAAGCCAUACUGGAAAGGGUGGCAACAAUUCACUAGAAAUGUGGCGAGAUUGAGAGGACCUAACUUACCUGCCAAGAUUAUUGACACCCUUAAUACAACACCACAAAUUCUAGCCAUCGUGUUACUUGCACUCUGGUGGUUUAUGUUGCUCAUGACCAACAUGUACUUCCAUCUGAUUGCAGAGAAGUUAGUUGGUCUCGCCUUUGGUUAUAUUGGUGUCAUCGUAAUGUACCUCAUUCCAAGAUGGCUCUGA
Molecule: messenger RNA, 861 nt
Organism: Candidozyma haemuli
Lineage: Eukaryota; Fungi; Ascomycota; Pichiomycetes; Serinales; Metschnikowiaceae
Exons: 1
Coding region: 1-861 (286 amino acids)
Biological process (GO): phospholipid biosynthetic process; lipid droplet organization; lipid storage
Cellular component (GO): endoplasmic reticulum membrane
Source: RefSeq, a predicted model, not a curated record